AUGGUUCACACUGGGAGGAAAUGGAAUGGAAUGGAAAGUGCCGCAGAGAGACAAGUGCGCACCUCCACUGCACUCCUUUGUGUCAAGUGGAACCGUUUGUCAGAAAAUCAGCCAGUUUUAGGGUUCACACGGCAACCCUUUACCCUUAAAAUAGUGUUAAAUGUUGUAUCUACACUCAGCGCGGAGAGGUCUGAUGCACGGUUGCUUUUGACACGAAAUGCAGUAUCUAGGGAGAGACAUUCAGAGGAAUAUUGUGCAAUGUAUGAUAUUUGUGGAGCACGGGAAGAUGGGAAAGUUUUGAACUGUCCUUUUGGUUCCCCAUCUGUGAAGCCAGAUGACUUGCUUUCACAAAAGAUCCAAAGCUUGUGCCCUACAAUUACUGGAAAUGUUUGUUGUUCAGAAGAUCAGUUUGACACGUUACGGUCACAAGUCCAGCAAGCAAUUCCAUUUCUGGUUGGCUGUCCAGCGUGUUUGAGAAACUUUUUGAAUCUGUUCUGUGAGCUUACCUGCUCUCCACAUCAGAGCACGUUUAUCAACGUGACUACUACGACUAAGGUUAAAGGCAAUUUGACAGUGAGUGCCAUUGAUUUUUAUGUAUCUGAUGCUUUUGGUGAAGGGUUAUAUGAAUCUUGCAAGGAUGUAAAGUUUGGGACCCUGAAUAGUCGAGCUCUAAAUGUUAUUGGUGCUGGUGCUCAAAAUUUUACAGCGGAUGCUUGGGCCGUGGAUGAUGAUGAUUUUGGGUUUGAAGACUUUGCUGGAAGUUGGUAUGCAUUUAUUGGUAGACGAGCACCCCUUGGUAUGCCAGGCUCGCCAUAUGCUAUGACAUUCAAUCCUACUGCUCCUGAGUCAUCUGGAAUGAAACCCAUGAAUGUUUCUACAUAUUCAUGUGGUGAUAUAUCGCUGGGUUGUUCUUGUGGUGAUUGCCCUCAAUCUCCCGUUUGUGCCAAUACUGCUCCUCCCCCCAUCACGAGGGGGUUCUUGUGCAGUGAGAAUUGGGUCUCUCAAGGUGAGGCCAAAUGCAUCGAUGUUGCUCUAACAAUCCUCUAUAUUAUAUUGGUUUCCAUGUUUUUGGGAUGGGGUUUGUUUCAUCGAAAAAGAGAAAGGAACCAGACUUCCAGAAUGAAACCAUUGUCGGAUAUCAAGGACAGUGGUGAAGUUAUCAGGAAGAAGGAUGAGAACCUUCCUGCACAGAUGGUUGAAGAUUCUCCUCAAACUGGAAGCAGGGUACAGCUUUCAAUCGUUCAAGGAUAUAUGUCAAAGUUCUACAGGAGAUAUGGAACAUGGGUUGCUAGAAAUCCGAUCCUUGUGUUGAGCUUGUCAUUGGCUGUAAUUCUUCUACUUUGUGUAGGCCUCAUCCGUUUCAAGGUGGAGACACGGCCUGAGAAGCUAAUUCUAGCGACUCUUCCAGAUGCUGGGGCACAGAAAUCGCCAAGCAUUGUGACAAAAGACAACAUCAAAUUACUUUUUGAAAUACAAAAAAAGGUAUUCAUUUUGUCUGGUGUCACUUCCUGGACUUCUGGGUAA
This is a messenger RNA of Dovyalis caffra, 1524 nucleotides long. The record is from the annotation of a GenBank genome assembly. NCBI's taxonomy places the organism in Eukaryota, Viridiplantae, Streptophyta, Magnoliopsida, Malpighiales, Salicaceae.